This is a messenger RNA of Musca domestica (house fly), 933 nucleotides long. RefSeq names its product farnesol dehydrogenase-like. The transcript has 2 exons. The record is from RefSeq and is a predicted model, not a curated record. The coding region runs from base 4 to 795 and encodes 263 amino acids. NCBI's taxonomy places the organism in Eukaryota, Metazoa, Arthropoda, Insecta, Diptera, Muscidae.
CACAUGCCGCAAUUGUUUACAGUUCUAAAAUUGCGCUCAAACAUGGAACGUUGGCAAAACCGAGUCGCGGUUAUAACUGGCGCUAGUACGGGCAUUGGUGCUGCUAUUGCUAAGGAUUUCGUUAAUGCAGGCCUGCAAGUUGUUGGUCUAGCACGGCGCAAGGAAUUAAUUGAAGAAAUUCGUAAUGCUCUACCAGCCGAGAAACGUUCCCGCCUCACUGCCAUGUAUUGUGACGUCACCAGCAAGGAGUCGGUGAAUGAAGUCUUUGACACGAUUAUUAGCCAAUUUGGUGGAAUUGAUGUUUUGGUAAACAAUGCCGGCUGUGCAAAAGAAGGACAAUUAUCUUCAAUGGAUAUUGAUGUUAUGGAAGCGAUUUUACACACCAAUGUCAUGGGUAUUGUGGCCUGUACCCAAAAAGCUUUUAAAUCGAUGAAGGAUCGUAACUUUGAUGGCCAUAUUAUAAAUGUAAACAGUAUUGCCGGCCACAAGGUGCUGACGGGACCCCCGCACAAAGUGCCAAUCACAAAUGUGUAUUCACCAUCGAAAUAUGCCGUCAGUGCUAUGACAGAAAUCUAUCGCAAUGAAUUUCGAGAGUUGGGAACAAAAAUUAAAAUAUCGAGCAUUAGCCCCGGCUUCGUUGACACCAACAUUGUAUUCGAUGAAAUCCGCAGUGUGAUAGGUCAGUGUAUGCUCAAACCCGAAGACGUUUCAAAUGCCGUUAUGUAUAUGCUCGCCACCCCGCCACAUGUUCAAGUUCACGAGAUGAUCAUAAAGCCGGUGGGAGAACUUGUUUAAAUCAAAACAAAAAAACACAUUUGGACAUGAAAAAUAUGUACAACGUAAAAUGUAUUUUACAAAUAAACGUUAAUGAGUUCAUUCACCGCAUAAAUAUCUACAAAUCUACACCAAUCAAACCUAAACAAGUUUGUUUUU